This is a messenger RNA of Fusarium verticillioides 7600, 2629 nucleotides long. Its product is annotated as dynein intermediate chain, cytosolic. The transcript has 2 exons. NCBI's taxonomy places the organism in Eukaryota, Fungi, Ascomycota, Sordariomycetes, Hypocreales, Nectriaceae. The coding region runs from base 397 to 2475 and encodes 692 amino acids. Gene Ontology annotation, molecular function: dynein heavy chain binding; dynein light chain binding. The record is from RefSeq and is a predicted model, not a curated record. Gene Ontology annotation, cellular component: cytoplasmic dynein complex. Gene Ontology annotation, biological process: transport along microtubule.
UACCUAGGUACCUAGGUAAGGUACUUAGUACGGAGUAGGUUAGUACCUUAUUAGCAUUCAGACUUCAGGCUUGUGCAGGGGGUUAUGGGGAUUGCAAGUGCCUGAGUCGCUCGCGCAUGGAUGGAUUCAAUUGGACCCCAUCACAAUGGAAGCUCAUACCUCGCAGCAUUUCACAACUUGAUCACUACAAACAAGCAAGGAAGAACGUACAUACAGUCACCCCAUUUUGUCGCGAAGGUCGACUUUUUAUUUCGUCCGAUUUUCUCGUCAUCUAUUUGUUUUGCGAGACUUUAUUUAUCAUCAUUCGUCGCGUUGUCGAUUCAUACCCUCCCAAACCCAGUCUCAUAGCUGUCAACAUAUUGUUCAGUCUCGCAAUGCGACUGUGGAACGUCCGCAAUGCAACAACGUCGAGAUGAAAUCCUAGCGAAGAAGGCGAAGCUUGCUGAGCUCAAGCGCCAGAGAGAGCUUCGGGCAAGCCAAGCAACAGCAAGCCGCUCCAACAUAGGAACCUCUAGCGACUUGAUAUCGCCAACUCCUGGAAGAGCAGAUAACCGCCGUGAGAUCGAAACUCUUAUAAACAGUCUCGUUGGUGAUAGUAGGCCCGGCUCGACUGUCACGGGAGGACCUGGCUCUCCGGCUCCUCGUGGUAGCCGCCCAAACAGUGUCCUCAGCGCCGGCGAAAUCAGCAACGAACCCUCCGAAGUCACGACCACUAGUCACGCUCAAGUUCCUGCGCAACCGCCGCCUAGUCUUAGCACUGCUCCCCUCCUGACCGUUUUCGAAUGCCCACCGUCCCCGGUAAAGGAGGUUUUUUCAUACAGCAAAGGUGUCCAGACGACAGAGGAGUGGACCACACCUACCAGAACCAGGGCUCAGUCUCUCAUAUCUGAAGCCGAAGAUGUUCCCGCCGUAACUUCAACACCCAGCAAGAGGCUGAGCAGAAGAGAGCGAGAUCGAGAAGAGGAACUCCGACAGAAGAUUAGAGAAGAGGUGGAGGAGGAAUUGAGAGCGACAAAGGAGUUUCUGAGCGACGGUGUGCUUCCUUCCGGCUCGGCUUCGAAUUAUCCUUCCAGGAAUCUUACCGCUGAAGAGCUGGACGCUGUCGCCCACUCUGAUGAAUUCGUCGACUUCCUGGAUAAGUCGACAAAGGUGAUCGAGAGAGCUCUCGAUCAGGAGACAUAUGACAUUCUCACAGACUAUGCUUUACAAGGCCAGGAUAACGAUGAUGAAGAUGAAGACAGUGGUAACACGGGUGGUAAGGGGCGACACAGGAUAAAAGAAGUGGUCCAGUUCUUUGACGAGCGGUGGUCCAAGAAGCGCAUGAUCAGCGGAAUUGAUUUCUCGCCAAAGUUCAGCGAGCUUGUCCUCGCGUCAUACACCAAAAACCCGACAGCUCCCCAUGAACCUGACGGGCUGGUUCAGGUCUGGAACAUGCACAUGCAGGAUCGCCCUGAAUACGUUUUCACUGCGCAGUCAGAUGUCUUGACUGCUAAAUUUUCUCCUUACCACAAUAACUUGAUUAUCGGUGGUUCAUAUAGUGGCCAGGUCUUGCUGUGGGACACGAGAGCAAAGGCGGCUCCGGUUCAAAAGACUCCCCUUACGGGCUACGGCCAUGCCCACCCUAUCUACUCUGUUGAUAUUGUUGGUACCCAGAACGCCAACAAUAUCAUUUCUUGCUCCACUGACGGAGUAGUCUGUGGCUGGACAAUGGACGUCUUUGCUCAGCCUCAGGAACUUCUUGAACUCAAGAACCCAAGUCAGGCCAAGGUGGCUGUUGAAGACGUGAGCCCAACGUGCCUUUCUUUCCCAGCUACAGAUCCUACAUUCUUCCUCGUUGGCAGUGAGGAGGGCACCAUCUUCCCUUGCCACCGAUAUGACCGUGCCGGUGCCAAGGCUGGUGUUGAUAGGAAAAUCAGCUACAAGGGACAUACCGCCCCUGUCAUGUCUGUGGAUUUCCAUCCUGCUAGGGGACCGGUGGAUCUGGGCGAUCUGGUCAUAUCGUCGUCGCUCGAUUGGAGUGUUAAGCUUUGGAAGGUUCGAGCACCAGCGGCAACAUCUACAAUUGGCUCUGGCGAUGGCACCAUCUCGCCUCUAAUUGACUUUGUGCGUGAAGACGUCGUCUACGACGCUAAGUGGUCGCCCGUCAAGCCGAACAUAUUUGCAUUGGUCGAUGGUGCUGGAUGGCUGGAGCUUUGGGACAUCGCAGUCGAGACGGAAGAGCCUGUGUCCAGGAUUUCGCCAAGCUCUCGAAAGGAUGGCAGAACUAUGCUCUCAAAGAGUCUGAACAAGGUUGCAUGGGAGCCCAACGAUGGAAAGCGUCUUGCGACCGGUGGCAUCGACGGCUCUCUCACAGUAUUCGAAGUUGCGAGUGGUCUUGGUGGCAAGGAUGGCCCCAAAAACGAGGACUGGGCGAAUGUGAAGAAGCUUGUGAACCGACUGGAGGCAGUCGGUUCAAGUGGUGCAUUGAUAGUUUAGUGGUCUCCAUUGGAUGAAGUAUUGGCAGCAUAGUGGCGUGCGUUCUUAUGUUGCGAGGUAGCUGAGAGACGAAUUUAUUGAUAUACCCAAGGCUUCUUUGGUUUCUGUCUUUCGUUUCACCAACAAUUUAAUUUAAUGUAUUGAUCUCUACGCA